AUGAAGGGCCUCUUCAAGUCGAAGCCGCGGACGCCGGCCGACGUGGUGCGGCAGACGCGUGAGCUCCUCAUCUACGUGGACCUCCACGCCGGCUCACGCGGCGCCGACCCCAAGCGAGAGGAGGAGAAGAUGGCAGAAUUAAGCAAAAAUAUAAGGGAUUUGAAGUGUAUUCUGUAUGGCAACGGCGAACAGGAGCCUGUCACUGAAGCUUGCGUGCAAUUGACCCAAGAAUUCUUCAGAGAGAACACUUUACGAUUAUUAAUUAUGUGUGUUCCGAAAGUAAACCUGGAGGCAAGGAAAGAUUCUACUCAAAUUGUUGCAAAUUUGCAACGACAGCAAGUCAACUCAAGGAUACUUGCAUCUGAAUACCUUGAGGCAAAUAAAGAUCUUUUGGACACCUUAAUUUCUGGGUACGAGGAUACAGAGGUUGCUUUACAUUAUGGUGCAAUGUUGAGGGAAUGUAUUCGCCAUCAGAGUAUUGCAAGGUAUGUUCUAGAGUCUGAUCACAUGAAGAAGUUCUUUGACUAUAUACAAAUUCCAAAUUUUGACAUAGCAUCAGAUGCUUCUGCAACCUUCAAGGAACUUCUGACAAGGCAUAAAGCAACCGUGGCGGAAUUUCUUUCGAAGAACUAUGACUGGGGCCUUAUCCUUUUUCCUUUUCCUCAGUUCUUUGCAGAAUUCAACUCUAGGCUGCUUUCAUCAUCCAACUACAUAACAAAAAGGCAGGCUAUCAAGCUGUUGGGAGAUAUGCUCCUUGAUAGAUCAAAUUCUGCAGUCAUGAUGCGAUAUGUUGGUUCAAAGGAUAAUCUUAUGAUUCUGAUGAAUCUUUUAAGGGACUCGAGCAAAAAUAUUCAAAUAGAAUCUUUUCAUGUGUUCAAGCUAUUUGCUGCAAAUAAAAACAAACCAGCUGAGGUUGUGAACAUACUAGUCACAAAUCGAAGCAAGCUUCUUCGAUUUUUUGCCGGAUUCAAAACUGACAAAGAGGAUGAGCAGUUUGAGGCAGACAAGGAGCAGGUAUACAGCCCCGAGGGGAUGCAUCGAACAGACGCGAGGGUCCGGAGAGAUGCGAACGAACAGUCACGCCCUUCGUGUAUGGGCGGCUAG
Triticum turgidum subsp. durum (durum wheat) is the source of this 1104-nucleotide messenger RNA. Lineage: Eukaryota; Viridiplantae; Streptophyta; Magnoliopsida; Poales; Poaceae. The record is from the annotation of a GenBank genome assembly.